UUGGUUAUGCAUUGAAAAUCAUUGGAAAAAAUAAUGAACAAAUUUUCGAGUCGUUUAAAACAAGUGAAUUAUCUUAUGCUUGGUGUGGUCCAGUUUUGUGUUUUCAUGUUGAUCGCCCCGAAGAUUUUCAGGCGAUUUUAACAUCAAACAUUUGUUUAAAAAAAGCAUUUCCAUAUGACUUUGCGAAUAGUCCCAACGGUUUAACAUUGUCGCAUCCACGUAUUUGGAAAAAUCAUCGUCGUGCAUUGAAUCCAACUCUUGGUCAAAAAAUGGUUAACAGUUUUUUGCCAAUUUUCAACGAAAAAGUUGAAAAAAUGUGCAAUUUAAUGGAGCGAAAAUUAAAUAACGAUAUCGAUAUUUACCGAUUUUUAUUCAACGCAUCACUGGAUUCAGUUGUAUGCACAGCGUUUGGCUUCAAUUGGUCGAUGCAAAAUAGCAGAGGUGAUGAGAUUCACAACAUAAUUACCCUAGCUUUGAGAUGUAUCCAGAAUCGUAUUCAAAAAUGUUGGCUUUGGUGGACCCCCAUCUACAAAUUUACGCAGAAUUACACAUGGGAAACUGAACUAUUUCGUAAAUUUUAUCAAUUCACUCGAGCUACAUUGGAACUAAAGCGAAUAGAUUUAUCGGAAAAAUUGGACCACGAAGAAAAUGAAUUGGCUGCGGCAAAAAAUGAAAAUAGACAAAACUUUUUACAGAAAUCUCUACAAUUGGAAUUGGAGCAAAAAUGGACCGAAGAAGAAGUGUGUCAAGAGUUAGAUACGUUGUUGGUGGCAAGCAUCGAUACUACAGCAACAGCUUUGUACGGAACAAUAAUCAUGUUGGCCAUACAUCAAGAAUAUCAAGAGCGCGUAGUGGACGAGAUGCGAGAAAUAUUUGAAAGCAUUAAUGAACCAGUGACAAAUGACCAUCUGAAACGAAUGACUUUUUUAGAACUCGUUAUAAAGGAAGCAUUAAGACACUUUCCUAUUGUACCAUUCUUGGGACGUGAAGCUAUGGCGGAUUUUCCUAUAAAUGAAGGCGUCAUACCGAAAGGUUCACAAAUUUUUUUGAAUGUACUACGAAUGAACAAAAAUCCAAAAUACUACGGUGAAAAUGUCAAUGAAUUUUAUCCUGAGAGAUUUUUACCCGAAAAUAGUGCCAAUUUUCAUCCUUAUUUAUCGAUUCCAUUCUCAGCGGGACCACGGAACUGCAUUGGCGAACGCUAUGGGUGGGCUUCCAUGAAAAUAGCUUUAUCACAUAUUCUUCGGCGCUUCAAACUAACUACAAAACUUAGAAUGCAGGAUGUAAUUAUAGAACCAUCACUUCUUUUAAGAAUUUGUAAUGAAGAUGCUAUUCAUAUCGAACGACGAGAAUGGAAAUGAGAAAACAAAAUUCUAUAAAUGUGUGUGGUUUUCUAUUUUGUAGUAAAUUUCUAAUUUUUCAAUCUUAGGUAAUAAUAAUUUUAUGUUUUUCUUUGUUGUAUUUUUGAAAUUGGAAAAAGAGUGGUUUAAUCAUUU
Molecule: messenger RNA, 1496 nt
Organism: Contarinia nasturtii (swede midge)
Lineage: Eukaryota; Metazoa; Arthropoda; Insecta; Diptera; Cecidomyiidae
Product: probable cytochrome P450 4ac1
Exons: 2
Coding region: 270-1361 (363 amino acids)
Molecular function (GO): monooxygenase activity; heme binding; iron ion binding
Source: RefSeq, a predicted model, not a curated record